Molecule: messenger RNA, 3170 nt
Organism: Brienomyrus brachyistius
Lineage: Eukaryota; Metazoa; Chordata; Actinopteri; Osteoglossiformes; Mormyridae
Product: C3a anaphylatoxin chemotactic receptor
Exons: 2
Coding region: 558-1592 (344 amino acids)
Biological process (GO): inflammatory response; phospholipase C-activating G protein-coupled receptor signaling pathway; positive regulation of cytosolic calcium ion concentration
Cellular component (GO): plasma membrane
Molecular function (GO): complement component C5a receptor activity; G protein-coupled receptor activity
Source: RefSeq, a predicted model, not a curated record
AUCGACCAUGCACGAAGUAAAUUUUAAUCUUGUUGGUUGUAGUGCAAAAGAAGAAGUGAUAAAUGGAAUAUAAAUAAAUUUUGACAUUUAAACAUGACAUACUGAGCAUAUUUGAAACAUUUUAAAUUUUAAUUUUUUUUUCUGAAGCACCUGAAGAAGUUUAUGGUGGAUUAUGUCAUAACCUCCUCGGCUUCAGAAGUCUGUCAUUAGACCAAGGAUGCAAGGAUGCAGCUUAAUGCAAAGCCUCCAUUAGACAUCAAACCUGUUAUAGGUAUUAACAAUGCUAAUGACAGACGUACUGAUUGUCGAUACAAAGCAAACAUUUCAGAAGUUGCUGAACAGUGCAGUUAAUAGGUGCAGAGGUGGUGCUGAGUGAUUCAUUCAGCCAUCUCUAUCUUUUUACAACAUCUGUGUGUCUCUCCAUGCACACACACACACACACACACACACGCUCAGAUACGCCCUCCUUCAGUACCUCUCUCACAAUCUCGCCGUCUCUCCAGGGCAAAGCAUUACCUCACCCACUUGACUUGGCAGCUGGACCGUGAGCUUACAGCAUGGGGACGCCCCUUCUCAACCAAACCCAGAGCAGCACCGCUGCCGGAGGUCAGCAGGAGGCGAUACGCGUGAUCCAGAUCGUAAUCACGACCCUCAUCUUUCUGGUGGGCAUCCCGCUGAAUAGCCUGGUGGUUUGGGUGCUGGGCCUGCGGAGGGGCUGGCGCGGCAAGGGCAUGGAGGGGCGCAGUGCCGGCAGCUUCCGCACCUACGUGGUGAACCUGGCACUGGCCGACCUGGUGCUGCUGCUGAGGACGCCGCUCAUGCUGGGCUACCUGGCCCAUCACAACACGUGGCCCUUCGGCCUGACCGCCUGCCGCCUGAUCAUGUUCCUGCGAGGCCUGGGCCUGUAUGCCAACGCCUUCCUGCUGUGCGUUAUCUCCAUGGAGCGCUGCCUCUGUCUGAUCAGGCCACUCUGGUUCCGGAUGCGCCGAUCCCGCUGGACUGUGCCGCUGGUCUGCUUGGUGCUCUGGGUGCUGGCCAUCUCCCUGUCGACGCCCUAUGUGGGCACUGCCAUCCUCAUAAAUGAAACCCAGUGCUGGGAGAGCGACAGGGACCACCCGGGCUCAGUCUGGGCCCUCUUCGUCACAGAGUCUGUCCUCGGCUUCAUUCUGCCGCUGCUCAUCUUCCUUACCAGCAACAUGGUGGUCCUGGUCACCGCCCGGCAGGCCAGUGAGGCAGUGUCGCCAGUGUCCAACUCGUCCUCUGUCACAUCACUGCGCUUCACCAGGCUGUACCGUGUGCUCUUCCUCACCAUGCUCUUCUUCCUCACCUGCUGGGUGCCCUACUACACCUUCCGGUCCGUGAUCUCCCUGAAGGGUACCCGGGAGUUGUGGGUCACCAAGGGCCUAUACGUGUCCCUCUACCUGGUCUACCUGAAGAGUGCACUCAACCCGCUGCUCUACGUGUUCGCCACACGGGGGCUCAGCCGCACCAUCCGUGCUUCGCUCCUGUCCACCGUCGAUCGCAUCUUCAACGACGACACGUCGGACUACAGCCGGCGGCGGUCCCUGCGCAAGCAGGAUUCCCAGCUCUAGCCAAAGAUGUAGAUUUGGGUAUGCAUGGUCUGGACGUUCUAAUAUUGUGGAAAUACUGUAUGCAUUCAGGGAAGUAGGGGGGUUGGGGGUCAUUUGGUCCCUACAGUAAACCUACACUCUUGAUUCUAUCCAAAAUCCAAGCAAACUUGGCCUGAGGCCUUGGUCAGAUGCAUAUGCACCAGUAUUCUGAGUUCCCAGGGGGUAAAUUCCGCGCCUACAUUUCUUGUCCUUAACCGCGGAGCCUGUUAGCCCAAAUGGGACAAAAUGUGAAGUACUGCUUCAAGCUAAUUAUUGGAGAUGGACAGUUUCAUCACGGCAGUGGCAGCAUCUGACAGGUGAAUAAUGUCCCAGGCGUAUCAUGGGGCGUCUUCAUGUGUAGCAUUUACGGAACUGCAACUGCAUGCACAAAGAGCCGUUCUUCACUCAGUUGUGUUUGAUAAUUUGCUUCUAUUUUCACAUACACAUCAAAGUGUUUUUGGCAUUAAUUGCUGCAAUCCGAUAAGCAUUUAUUUUUUUAAUAGUGUUAUUUAAGUUUGUAAGCAAAAAAUAAAUAAAUACGACCAUGUACAUCGGCAUUUAAUCAAAACAUUUCGAUAUGUUCACGGACACUUCUGCAUGUUUUGCCAACAAGGAUCCGUUUCUGUGAUAUCCCACCAAAUCCUGACGACCAGUCGCUGCUGUUUUUGGGAAAUGCAUCUCAGAUCUGCUCAAAUUUGCGUUGGCUGCUCAAACCACGGUACACCACUCCUAAACCAAUCACAGAAAACCCACACCUCUUGGCAGUGACUCUUAACCAAUCAAAAUCUGAUGUGUGUAAUCUCUGGUUUACGUAUUUAUUUAUUUAUCAGAUGAUUAUCCAAAGCAAUAUACAUUUUUUUUUGUGUGCGAGAAAUCAGGGUCAGACAGUUUCUGGAGCAACUGGGGGUUAAGGGUCUUACUCGCGUUUAUUGACACUGCUAACCUUAUGGUCAGGAAUCAGGAACCUUCCGGUCACAGGCAGAGCAAUCUAACCCGCAGAGACACAUUUGGUUUAUUUAGUUGGGUGUGAAGGAGAUCGCAAUGCAUUAAGAAUUGUAUGUCUGUUCCUACUACAGAGUUGUAGGCAUCAGUGGGCUCCAUACACUCUGGCACUUAAAGAGAUUCUAGCAGUGGCAGUGAAGCUCGUCCAAUGAGACUGGUCCCUGGGCAGGGAGACAGCUAGACCCGGCAAAGGAUAGAUGAUCGAGGCACAGUGUGGGGUCGCCCCUGCCAACUCACAGCAUGUGAACCGUGCCAAUGCUUAAUUUCCCUCAAACAUCCUGAACAACUGUCAACUCUGGCUUCCUGUUUUCUAUCCUGUGGUGGCAAUGAAGAUAUUUCUGAUAAAACCAAGCAUAUAUGAGGUCUCCUUUCUAACCUCUGAAAGUGUUUGCAAAACCCAUCGAUGCACUUAACUGCAUUUGAGUCCCUCAGCUUGGGAACAGAGAGUAGAGGACAGGGGCAGUUUUCCGGGGGGGGGGGGGGGGGGGGGACAGCAUGCAUGCCCCCCCUAAAUAUUUAUGCCACUUGAGUCAUUAAAUAUAUGUAUUAUUAUCAUUA